This is a messenger RNA of Dacryopinax primogenitus, 584 nucleotides long. RefSeq lists its product as uncharacterized. The transcript is spliced from 2 exons. Lineage: Eukaryota; Fungi; Basidiomycota; Dacrymycetes; Dacrymycetales; Dacrymycetaceae. The record is from RefSeq and is a predicted model, not a curated record. Bases 27 to 563 code for a protein of 178 amino acids.
GUACACAUCCCUUGGCCCAAUCCACCAUGACCACACCACCAGAGGCCGGCCCCAGCAGCGGGCUCACGCUAGAAGAGCGUAAAGCGCGUGCGAUUCACCUACCCGACAUUCCAAAAGAGGAUAUCGUCAUACCCGGUUUGCUGUUUGCGCUCGGGGCGAUGACUGGGUGUAUCCGCGGUGGGCGGAUGGCCGGCCUGCGAUUCGCAGCAGAAAACACACACCGGGCACCAACGACGAUGGAGGGGUGGUAUUUCUACCAGAAGACGAAGAACUACAGGGUCAUCCUUGGGAGCAUCAAGGGCGGCGCGUGGCGUGGGCUGCAGCUGGGCGGUCUGGGAUGUCUGUACGUUGGUUGGCGGGAUGUGGGCCAGUACGCCGGUAUGAAGGAGUGGGCGGACAUCCUCGCGGGUGUGGGGAGCGGUGUGGUUGUCAGUGCUGUUUAUCGAAUGCCUCGGCGGCAAGUUUACCAAAUGAUGGUGCUGGGUGCUGGGUUUGGGCUUACGACGUCGCUGGGUCGUAAGUUUCAAGUGUGGAUGAAGGAACAUGUGGGAGAAGUGAAGUGAAGGGAUGAUAAUAACAAUUGG